Postia placenta MAD-698-R-SB12 is the source of this 1209-nucleotide messenger RNA. RefSeq lists its product as hypothetical. Bases 1 to 1209 code for a protein of 402 amino acids. The record is from RefSeq and is a predicted model, not a curated record. The transcript is spliced from 5 exons. Lineage: Eukaryota; Fungi; Basidiomycota; Agaricomycetes; Polyporales; Adustoporiaceae. Gene Ontology annotation, cellular component: tRNA-intron endonuclease complex. Gene Ontology annotation, biological process: tRNA splicing, via endonucleolytic cleavage and ligation; tRNA-type intron splice site recognition and cleavage. Gene Ontology annotation, molecular function: nucleic acid binding; tRNA-intron lyase activity.
AUGUCCCUCAUCACCCAGAAAAACAACCGCAGAGGCGGAGGCAACAAAGGUGGCGCACGCCGCCACCAGAACAACACACUAUACGCACACCCCCUCCCCCUCGUCCUCGACCAGCCCCCGCCAACAUGGUCGACACACAUCCUGGGUCUCUUCGGCCUCGCAGGCACCCGCGUGCUCAACCCCCAUUGCGAGGGCGUUUUCGACCCCGCCACCCGCUCCGUCUGGGUCCUCAACGCCAAGGACCUCGCCAUCCUCUGGACACGCGGCUUCUUCGGCAAGGGCGACCUCUCCCGCAGCGAGCCCUCCUGGCGCACGCGCCAGAUCAGCGCAAAGCGCGCCGCCGCCGGACACUACAUGACCGCAGAGGAGGUCCGCGAGAAGCGCAGGGCAGAGCGCACGCAGUUCAAGCGCGACCGCGCCGCCGCCAUGGCGCAGGCCGCCGCCGAGGCCGAGGCCGCCUUCGCCGCGGGCUGCGAGGUGCAGCACACGACCGUCAUCCCCUCGGGCGCGACCUGGAAGCCCCAGCAGCCCCUCGCCGACGCGCCGCCGCCCGCGCCCGCGCCCGAGGAGGACGACGACCGCGCCUUCGAGGCGGAGGUGCCCGCGCUGGAGCACCUGCAGCUCACGCUGCAGGAGGCCUUCUUCCUCAUGUGGACCCUGGACUGCCUGACGGUGCUCGACCCCGCGACGUCUGCGCCGAUGAGCCUGCGGGACGUCUGGACGGCCUUCCGGUCCGUGCAGUGCGCGCCGCAGAUUCCGAUUCCUGGCACGCUGGAGCUGGACCUCUACGCCGGCCGGUUCGACAACCCGUUCCUCGUGCACUAUGCCGCGUACCACUACUACCGCUCGCUCGGCUGGGUCAUCAAGGGCGGCAUCAAGUUCUGCGUCGAUCUGCUCUUGUACAAGCGAGGCCCGGUCUUCCACCAUGCCGAGUUCGCUGUCGUCGUGCUCCCCGUGUAUGAAGACCCCGCGGACCAAGAGUCGUCGCCUUUUGAUCUCGCCAACGCAUCUCCCUUCUCUUGGACCUGGCUGAGCACCGUCAACCGUGUCAACUCGCAAGUACAAAAGACACUCAUCCUCACAUACGUCACAAUACCCGCCCGCUCACGAAUGUCGCCGGACCUGCUCUCCUCCCCGGCAUGUCUUACGCACUAUUCGGUCAGAGAGGUUGUGUUGCGCCGGUUUAUACCAGCGCGCAUGCGGGACUAG